AUUCAGGCGGCCUUACUCGAUAGCCAGCCUCUCAGCCUCACGCCAAUCGAUCCUACAACGACGCGCCUUAAAACGACCUGCUUCCACCCCGAACAAUUAUACAGCAGUUUAAGCGCCCAAGCUCUCUUAAUUAGCCAACAUGAAGCUGGUUCGUUUUCUCAUGAAAUGCGCCAACGAAACGGUGACAAUUGAGUUGAAAAAUGGAACCAUUGUUCACGGCACCAUUUCCUCAGUCUCCCCUCAGAUGAACACCGCCCUCCGAACCGUCAAGAUGACCAUCAAGGGUCAGGAGCCUAUCUCUCUAGAGACGAUGAAUAUCCGAGGUUCUACAAUCCGAUAUUUCAUCCUGCCCGACUCCUUACCCCUCGAUACAUUGUUGAUCGACGACGCCCCUAAGCCGAAGAACAAGGCCAGAAAGGAGGCAGAGCGGGGUGGGCGAGGAGGUCGGGGCAGAGGCGGUCCCAGGGGACGCGGACGUGGUGGAGGCCGCGGUCGCGGAGGACGGCCCUAAACGAGAAGGACAUGAGAAGAUUCAGGAGAAAUGACAAUAUGGGGAAAGGAUGGAGGCGCGCAUGCGCAUCGUUAAUGUGGAGUGGCCACGUUAUCGCGAAGAUAUCACAUUCAAAUGAAACCUGGCGUUCGGGUUGUUUGGCCAUUAAAACUGUAUGAACCCGCGUGGGGUGGGUAUCGCUUUUCUUGUUUUGGAAAGAUAUCUGAAUAUAUGCUCUCACACACCCCAAUUCCACCGCAACCUUUUUUUUAUUCUACGGCUUUUGAAUAGUCUCGCCAUAUCCGUACGAUCUGCAGCUUCUCCCAUCCGGCCUGUUUGCCGCUGUUCCCAACAGUUUGAGCCUGCCAUUCAGGCCCAAAUCCCUCAAUGCGACUCUUGACUCGAUCUGGCUUGUUCUGAGCGCAGAGAAGGAGGUAGGCACAGCCGCGUCGGGACAGGGUUUGGGGUAGUGCCUCGAUCAGUCUGUCUGUUGUCUCCAUACCAUCUAAGCCGCCUGCAUAAGAUAAGGCCAGCAGAUACGAAUCGUCGUCAAACGAAGGCUUUGUGCUGACUGCGAGGUCGUCUGCGGUAAACGAGUCUGGUCUGGCAGGCAUCUCAGGCGUGGGCACAUAUGGCGGGUUGAAGAUGAGGACGUCGAUGGUGCCCUUGCGCCAUGGAGUUGUGAGAUCUCCCAUACAUGAACCCAGAUAAAAUGCAUGUGAGUCGGGGUUGUCACAGGCUGCCUUUGCAACUGUUCCGACUGUAGCCCGGCAUGCAAAGGCGUUCAUGUCAACUCCCGCAGUCAGGACCUCACGUGUGCCAAAAAGCUUUUGCGCAUGUGCGUGGACAAAGGCGAGGACGACGCCUGAGCCUGUGCCGACCUCCACCACGAGCGGCGCUAUGUCGGGAAACGCUUUUUGGAGAUACUCGGUCUCUGCAGCUGAUGAGAGCGUGUCCAAGAGGAGGUAUGAGUCCUCAGCAGGUUCGUAGACUCGCUCAUAUGGGACGUGCGAAGUGUCUGGUGUUGGUAGCAUGAUGUAUAAUUGUCAAUGUGAGAAUGCGAUGUGAUUGUGGUGAGGCUUCAUUAGUAUUUAGAUCAUAGAUAGAAAACUUGUGAUGGCACUGAGUGGAUGCGGCACGUGAUAUAUGCUUAGAAUCAAGAAAUUAAGACUAAAUAGUUGAUAGAAACAGAAGACGGAUAAAGAGCUGUUGUUGGUGGAUCGCAAAUCUCUGGUUCAUAGCAGUGGCAACGUGCUCAGUUUCGAACUGAUUGCCUUUUGUUGGGUUAGAUACGAACAUAUCUGCUUCACUUGAAUCAGUAUGGAUGGAUAGUUUGGGGAUGCAUGAACCAGGCAGACAGGAACCUACAAUGGUUGCUGGAGAGAUUCCUUAAUCAAACCGGUAGAAAACUCCAGGAUUUCGAAGCUCGUGCAAAAGUCCGUCGCAACGAUCGCCUCAAAGCAUCGCACACUUCAUCUCGCAGCCCCAAUCAUCCUGUCCUGGCCCAACUCCCCAUUUGAUUCCCCAGCCCAUAUCCUCC
Fusarium verticillioides 7600 is the source of this 2030-nucleotide messenger RNA. Its product is annotated as small nuclear ribonucleoprotein D1. The transcript has 3 exons. The coding region runs from base 140 to 511 and encodes 123 amino acids. Gene Ontology annotation, cellular component: U4 snRNP; commitment complex; pICln-Sm protein complex. Gene Ontology annotation, biological process: spliceosomal snRNP assembly; RNA processing. Gene Ontology annotation, molecular function: RNA binding. Lineage: Eukaryota; Fungi; Ascomycota; Sordariomycetes; Hypocreales; Nectriaceae. The record is from RefSeq and is a predicted model, not a curated record.